CAACGAAUGAGUUAGGAGAAAUAACAAGAGGAACCUACUAAAUUUGGAAAGGCAAUGUAUGACUAUCAUUAUUACAUUCUUCAGAAAUGAGCAAAUAGGAGAAUUGAUGGAUCAUCUCGACAGAGAACACGACAGUGAAGAUGAAGGCAUGGAAGAUUAUAAAAUUGGAGGUUGCUUUUAUCAAUAAGGUUUUUAGGUUAUCAUCCAGUGCAUAUUGGUGAGAUAUUACUUAACCGAUACGUGAUUAUUUAAAAAUUAGGUUGGGGACACUUCUCUACAGUCUGGUUGGCAAAGGAUUUCAAAUAUGAUACAUAUGUUGCAUUAAAAAUUCAAAAGAGUGCUUCUCAUUAUUUGGAAGCAGCAUAUGAUGAAGUACAUAAACUAAUUUAUCAAUUAGGUUGAAAUUCUUCAAAAAGUUGCUUAGAAUGUUCAAAAUCCCGUUUGGAUUCAGUCUUUAAAAGAAUAUUAUGCAGAUGUAAAAUUAUAGUAUAUAAAUUGAUAGUAAGGAAGAACAUCUUUCAACAGGGAUGACACUCACACUGUUUAAUUGUUAAAUUCAUUUGUCUAUAAGGGACCCUAUGGUCAUCAUUUCUGUAUGGUUUUUGAGAUUUUGGGUGUCAAUUUGCUAGAAAUCAUUAAACGAUAUGAAUACAAAGGAGUAAUCAAUUCAUUUCAUUUUAGUGUCCAAUGGAUAUCACUAGAAGAAUGGCUAAAUAAAUUUUAAUAGGAUUAGAUUAUCUUCAUAGAAUAUGUGGAGUAAUUCAUACAGAUUUGAAACCUGAAAAUGUUUUACUCUGUUUAUCAGACGAAGAGAUAAAAGAUAUUGUUGAGAACGGAUAGUUGACUUCUAAUUAAUUAUUUUCAGAUAGAAUUCACAUCUACAGAUAAAUGUUAGGAAUUGAGAAACCAACUGUUCCAGAACCAACUGCAAAAAAGGAUGAUGAUGAAUUAAGUGAAAGCACUACACAUUUAUCCAAGACUCAAAAGAGAAAAUUAUUAAGGAAAAAGAAAUAGAAGCAAUAAAAUGAAGAAUCAAGGAAGGAAUCACAUGAAGUUCAGGUUGAUUAAAUUGAAAUGCCAAAAUCCAUUAAGGAAUUAUUUUAACAAUAAAAGAAGUAAAUUAUCCCAAUAUUUUAUAAGAAUAUCUUUUACUUAAUAAAAGAAAUUACCAGAUAAUUUUCGUUUGAAAAUAGCUGAUCUCGGAAAUGCAUGUUGGAUUCAUCACCAUUUUUCAACCUUAAUUUAAACGAGAUAGUAUAGAUCACCUGAAGUUUUACUGGGUAUCAAAUACAAUCCCACAGCUGACAUAUGGAGUUUUGCUUGCAUGAUCUUUGAAAUGCUCACAGGAGAUUACUUAUUCGAACCAAGAUAAGGACCUAAUUUUUCAAAGAAUGAGGAUCAUUUAGCCUAGAUUCAAGAAUUACUCGGCAAAUUCCCAUAUGAAUAUAGUACAAGGGGAGCCAAAGCGAAGGUAUUUAACAUCCUAAAUAAAUAGAGGUAUUUCUAAUAAAAUGGACAAAUGAAAAGAAUACCACAGUUGCAUUUCUGGAAUUUGCAUAAUGUUUUGACUGAGAAAUACAGAUUUAAGUAAGAAGAGGCUUUGUCUUUUGCUUCAUUCAUGAUGCCCAUGUUACAUCAAUUACCAGAGUAUAGAACUACAGCUCAAGAAGCUUUAAAGAGAGAAUUAUGUUAGAACAAUUUAGAUCCAUAAAUAAGGAAAUCUCUACUUAAGAAAUACAUCGAUUAGAUAUUCUAAUUUUAGAAUUUCAGAGACCUAAUUCCCAGUUCUGGCUGGUUGUAAUAAAAAACAGAUCCUGGAGUGGGGCACAAAAUGAAUGAGGAUGAAUACAAAAAGUAUACAAAAUAAAAGAAAGUCAAUGAAGAAGUAGAAUAAUUGGAUUAGGCUGUUGAUGGCAUUUAACCUACUUUGUUGUCGAAUUAUAGAAGAGUAUUUACUCCUUAUUAAUCAUUAGGCUUCAACCAGAUCAUAUAAUGGUUCUAAUUCUUAGACUCCUUAAUAGGAUAAAUUUAAAAAGCAGGAUGGAAAGUAUGUAGAUCACAGGGUUAUUGACAGAUCAUUUACAGAUUUGGGAUAUAUUGGAUACGGAGAUGGAAUCGAUUUAGAAUAAUUAGACAGUACAGGAAAUUGGUAAUUUAGUUGAUC
Messenger RNA from Paramecium octaurelia, 2164 nucleotides. NCBI's taxonomy places the organism in Eukaryota, Ciliophora, Oligohymenophorea, Peniculida, Parameciidae. The record is from the annotation of a GenBank genome assembly.